GAAUUUUUCUUUUCACAGGCGUCAGGCAUCCCUCUUCAUACGUUUUCGGCGCUCGUUCCCGGACUCCUACACUUGAGGGCGACUUUUUUUCCCGUUUUAGGGUACUUUAAUUAAAUCAUGGCUUCUCAGGCGCCUGUUAAAGUGUCACCACUCAUCAAGGCUGGCCGGUGGUCGGCACUGGUGGUCGGCAUCCUGUAUGGCUCCAAGCACUACAACACGCUGUCGGCCCGCGAGGUGGAGCUGCGAGAGAUCGAGGCCAAACAGAAGGUCAUCCGCGACGCCCAGCUGGCCAAGGAGCGCAAGGCGCUGGACCGCGAGCAAAUGCUGUACCUGGCGAAGGAGACCGGCACGCCCAUUCCGGCCGACUUCGACAAAAUGUAUCCUGUAUCGAGCUGAAGCCGCCCCAUCGCCCGCAAUAUACUGUCCCCGUGUGCGUGAUUGUAGCUGUUGUACAUCGCCGGCCAAUAUAAUAUGAAACGUGUA
This is a messenger RNA of Amphibalanus amphitrite, 483 nucleotides long. It is a transcript of the gene ATPsynE, whose product is annotated as ATP synthase subunit e, mitochondrial-like. Gene Ontology annotation, biological process: proton motive force-driven ATP synthesis. NCBI's taxonomy places the organism in Eukaryota, Metazoa, Arthropoda, Thecostraca, Balanomorpha, Balanidae. The coding region runs from base 118 to 396 and encodes 92 amino acids. Gene Ontology annotation, molecular function: proton transmembrane transporter activity. The transcript is spliced from 3 exons. The record is from RefSeq and is a predicted model, not a curated record.